Molecule: messenger RNA, 1394 nt
Organism: Xyrauchen texanus (razorback sucker)
Lineage: Eukaryota; Metazoa; Chordata; Actinopteri; Cypriniformes; Catostomidae
Exons: 8
Coding region: 33-1394 (453 amino acids)
Source: RefSeq, a predicted model, not a curated record
UCAACCAUCCGAAGUUUGGUGAGGACACCGAUAUGGAAAACCUGAAAACCCGUAGGAUUUGCAGUCGUCAUUUCAAGCAGGAAGACUAUGAACCGAAUGUCCUUCGAAUGAAGAGAACCACUCUGAAGGACACUGCAAUACCAUCAAUAUUCACCUUCCCCGAUGACGAACAGCCUGGGCCAUCUGGUACUAAACGCAUUCGUCUAGAGACUACAAUCUCGUCUGAUGCGUUAGUGUCGUCGAAAAAUGAAGAACCAUUGCUACUGACCUCAACACCGCUCAAAAUUCCUGCUUCUGUCCAAGAACAAUUUUCACCAUGCCCAAGUACACCUGGGGGCCUCAAUACAACCAUCAGCUCCAUUGAAGCUGAAAUUGAAAAUGAUGAAACCUAUCAGCACGAGUCAACAUUCACCGUCACAUCAACAUCAUCAUCUGAUGAUGAUGAAGGUGUAAAAGACGGGCAUGAAAAUAAGAUAAUUGUCAACGAGUCCAGCCUCAUGUCACUCUUCAAAUUUUGCCAGACAUGUGGGAAACCAAUUUCUUCAAAGACUAUUGUUGACGUUGGUGCACAGAGGAAGAUGGAUUGGACAUGUCUUGGGGGCCAUGUUGGGUCCUGGAAAUCUUCACGUGACGUUAGGGGAAUGCCAGAGGUGAACCUCCUUGCAGCAGCAGCUGUUUUGUUCAGAGGGGGCACAUACACAGAACUCUCGGACUGGUGCAAGACCAUGGGUGUCCAAAUGAUAGGACAUAGUACAUUUUACAAUAUCCAGAAGGUAUACUUGCACCCUGCUAUCGAGGAAGUGUAUAUUGAAAAAAGAACAGAACUCUUAGCAAGAGUGUUUUUAGAACAGGAGGAUGGAAAGAGGCUACACCUGACGGGUGAUGGCCGAUGUGACACGCCAGGUUUCAGUGCAAAAUACUGUCACUACACAUUUAUGUUGGAUGACACAAAGGAGAUACUCCACACAGAACUGGUGCAGGUUACUGAGGCCACCAGCUCUGUUACCAUGGAACCAUUAGCUUUCAAAAGGGGCAUGACUGAGUUGAUGGACCAGGGCCUUGACGUGGAGGUGAUGGCCACAGAUCGCUCCACAUCGAUUCAAAAAAUAAUGAGGGAACAAUUUCCUAAUGUCCAACAUCAGUUUGACAUCUGGCACACAGCAAAAGGUUUCCGGAAGAAGAUGCAGAAUAAGGGGAAGAAAAAGUCAAACGAAAUCCUCCAUGCAUGGACCAGGUCAGUCGUAAACCAUAUGUGGUUUGCCUGUGCAACAAGUAAAGGUGACAUCGAGGCAUUGAAAUGCAGGUGGAAGUCCAUUACACACCAUGUGUGUAAUGAGCAUGAGUGGACAGAUGACAACAAAGAACAGCAUCGACCUGUCAUCGUUGGUGCUUGA